Molecule: messenger RNA, 417 nt
Organism: Kwoniella mangroviensis CBS 8507
Lineage: Eukaryota; Fungi; Basidiomycota; Tremellomycetes; Tremellales; Cryptococcaceae
Exons: 1
Coding region: 1-417 (138 amino acids)
Source: RefSeq, a predicted model, not a curated record
AUGGCGAAGUCAGACCAGCAGAAGCCGAAAGCCAGUAAAGCUGAGACUACGAGCUCAGAUUCAUUUCAAAAGCAAGUCAAUCACCAGUCAUCUAAAUCCGCUGUGAAAGAAUAUGCCAACAAGAAAUGCGACCUUAAUGAAUUAUCAUUACCAGUCCCAAAAACGUCUCCUCCCGGCACGACCGAGACUUCUCAUUUGCCUGAACCCAAAAAUAGGAAGAUUAGCCCAUGUCCAGAUGCCAUCGAUCUUUCAUCGAAUAUGACAGAACGACAACUUCCAAUUAACUCAACUUCGGUUCAAAGGUCAAAUGCCACUCCAUUCCUCGAAGCGUUUCUGAACAGUCAAAAGAUCGUGCAAUCAGCAGGGGUUGCUCAAGGCUCAAAUGGCCGAUCCAAAGGUCACAGAAGCAAGGAUUAG